AUGUCGACAAAACCGCCGUCAAAGGUAGUCUUUGUGGGAAAUAUUCCCUAUGGACUCUCCGAAGAACAGAUUAGCGACAUUUUCAGCGGUGCCGGACGGGUGCUCAACUUCCGCCUGGUGUAUGAUCGCGAGACUGGCAGGCCCAAGGGUUUCGGGUUUGCAGAAUAUCCAGAUGCCGACUCGGCAGCGUCUGCCGUACGAAACCUCAACGACCACGAGAUCAUGGGCCGCAAACUACGGGUAGACUUCUCUAACGAAGGAGGAAGCGGUGGCGACGACGGCGCGGCGGGUUACACGGGCUCGGGCCAUGCCAACAUGUCAGAUCAGAACGGCUAUGCGCCGCCGCCAGCAGCGGCAGCGUUACCCCCUCUCCCCCAGGGCAAGGACCUCCCGCCGGGAGCCAGCGCGACGGACGAAAUCUCGCGCAUCUUGCGCACUCUCCCACCAAUGCAACUCCUCGACAUCCUAUCGCAGAUGAAGGCACUCUCAACGACAGAUCCCGCGCGGGCCACCGAGCUGCUGAACCAGGCCCCUCAGCUCGCAUACGCCGUGUUCCAGGCCCUCCUCCUCAUGGAGCUCGUCUCCCCAGAAGCGAUCCACUCCGUUCUCGACAGCUCCGCCGCUCCUCCCCCGCCUCAAGCCGCGCCCGCAGUGUACGGCUAUCCCCCUGCUGCGACCGGCACUCCGCCAGUAGGUGGUGCAUACGCACCCGCUCCGGUUGCUGCGGCGCCACCUGCUCAGCCGGCACAAGACCCAGACGCCUUGAUCAAGCAGGUUCUCGAGCUGCCUCAGGCUGUUGUUGACCAGUUACCCGAAGCCGAACGGGCACAGGUCAUGGCCCUGAGGACGACCUACGCCGCGCAGUACCCGCAAUAUGCUCAGCGGAGGUGA
Thyridium curvatum is the source of this 891-nucleotide messenger RNA. RefSeq lists its product as uncharacterized. The coding region runs from base 1 to 891 and encodes 296 amino acids. The record is from RefSeq and is a predicted model, not a curated record. Gene Ontology annotation, molecular function: mRNA binding. Gene Ontology annotation, biological process: mRNA 3'-end processing. NCBI's taxonomy places the organism in Eukaryota, Fungi, Ascomycota, Sordariomycetes, Thyridiales, Thyridiaceae. Gene Ontology annotation, cellular component: mRNA cleavage and polyadenylation specificity factor complex. The transcript has 3 exons.